ACCCAACUAGGGAAGAUUAAUUUAAUCUUGGGCUGGACCUGGCUAUUUAAACACAAUCCUGAGAUUGACUGGCAGACAGGGGUUGUCACAUUGUCACAUUGUCCUCAGGAGUGUGAUGACUUGGGUCAACAGAGUCACGUCCGUCAAACAGAGCAGGAUGAAAGGAUAAAAUGCUGGUGA
This is a messenger RNA of Serpula lacrymans var. lacrymans S7.9, 180 nucleotides long. RefSeq lists its product as uncharacterized. NCBI's taxonomy places the organism in Eukaryota, Fungi, Basidiomycota, Agaricomycetes, Boletales, Serpulaceae. The annotation marks the transcript as partial. The record is from RefSeq and is a predicted model, not a curated record. The transcript has a single exon.